Molecule: messenger RNA, 2162 nt
Organism: Actinia tenebrosa (Australian red waratah sea anemone)
Lineage: Eukaryota; Metazoa; Cnidaria; Anthozoa; Actiniaria; Actiniidae
Product: RNA-binding protein 39
Biological process (GO): mRNA processing
Cellular component (GO): nucleus
Molecular function (GO): RNA binding
Source: RefSeq, a predicted model, not a curated record
ACUUCACCAGCGUGAAGAAGAGACGCCAUUUUUAUCUAUCAAAGAAGUAAUAUUACGAACUUCUUAUUUUUGACCGAAAUUUCUUAAAAAUUCUCUCGUAUUGGAGCAUAAAUUCAAGCAGUCUGACAAUAUGACUGAAGAUUUUGACAUCGAAGCUAUGUUGGAGGCUCCCUACAAGAAGGAGACAACGCCACAGAACAACAAGAGCAAAGAGGAAAAGGGCCAUUCCAGUUCGAGUGAUGAUGACGAUUAUGAGAGAAAAAAAGGAAGGAGAAGAAGAAGGUCAAAGUCAAGAAGUCCAAGACGAUCUCGCAGUCGAAGAUCAAGAUCUAAAUCUCGAAGUCCUAAACGGAGAUCACGCAGUCCAAAAAGAAGAUCACGUAGUCCAAGGCAGAGGUCUCGUAUUUCUAAAAGAAAGAGCAAGAGUAGAUCACGAAGUCCCARAAGAAGAAGUAGAAGUAGAUCCUAUAGCCCUAGGAGAAGGGGUUCCAGGCGAAGACAUAGAAGUAUAAGUAGAAGCAGAAGUCGUUCUCCUCCCAGACGAAGAAGGAGAAGUGGGAGCAUAAGUCAUACCAGAAGUCCUGUAAGGAAAAGAAGAAGUGACAGUCCAAAACAACCCUCUCUACCACCUAGUCCAGAAAGACAUGCACCAGAACCAGAAACCCCAGAGGCAAUACUGGAGAGAGAUCAAAGAACAGUAUUUUGUAUGCAGCUUGCAAGAAAUAUCAGACCAAGGGACUUGGAAGAGUUCUUUUCAAAAGUAGGACAGGUGUCAGAUGUGCGCAUAAUCUCUGACAGAAAUUCAAGAAGGUCAAAAGGAAUUGCAUACAUUGAAUUCACUGAUAAAUCAGCUGUUCCCUUGGCUAUUAAUCUAUCAGGAAACAAACUUCUUGGAGCUCCAAUCAUGGUCAUGCCAACACAAGCAGAGAAAAACAGACUUGCAGCAGAAGCAGAAAAACUGAAGCAACCAAUUGGUCCAACAAGACUUUAUGUUGGUUCUUUACAUUUCAACAUCACAGAAACAAUGAUCAAAGCUGUGUUUGAGCCUUUUGGAAUAGUAGACAGUGUACAGCUGAUAUAUGAUUCUGAGACUAAUCGAUCUAAAGGCUAUGGGUUUGUACAGUUCAGAGAUGCAGAGGCUGCUAAACGUGCUAUGGAACAGAUGAAUGGCUUUGAGCUUGCAGGUAGACCCCUCAAGGUUGGCCCUGUCACUGAGAGAGGAGACUCAUCGGCUUAUUCAUUUCUUGAUGAUGAGGAAUAYGAAAAGGGUGGAGUAGAACUUAAUUCUACUGCCCGUGCAGCUCUCAUGGCUAAAUUAUCUCAGGGACAUUCCGCAGGUCUCAUUGUUCCUGGGGCCCCGGCAUCAGCUCCUGGUGUACAGCCAUCUUUACCUACUUCUGUAGCUGUCAACCUUCCUACUCCGUGCUUUAUGCUUACCAACAUGUUUGAUCCAACAAGGGAAAAAGAUGAAGGUUGGGAUCUAGACAUCCGUGAUGAUGUUCUGGAUGAAUGCUCAAAGUUUGGACCAAUAGUUCAUAUCCAUGUCGAUAAAACAUCACCRCAGGGUAUAGUUUAUGUCAAGUGCUUCACACCUGAUACUGCUAUAAAGGCAUCCAAGGCAUUACAUGGAAGAUGGUUUGCAGGAAAACAGAUCAUAGCAGCACCAAUCCCUCUAUCUAAUUACCAUACRAUGUUCCCUAAUGCCAUAUCAGCAUCAAGAGCACUACAGCCGUCCACAGUAUAGACGACUCUCUCCAACAUAUUAUAAAUUACAUAACUUGGUGAUUGGAUUACGUAUUCAUUGUAUUAUGGAGAUUUUCUGUUGCUUUAGCUGACAUAAUGUUUAGCUUAUCUUUGGUAGUUUAUCUCCUGAUUGAGUUAAACGUUCAUUGUAAAUAGAUUGUCUUCUCUUAUAAUUGUAUUUAGUUUAUUUCGGACGUUUUGAAUAAUUUCCACCCUACAGAGCUCUGUCCACCUUACAUGAGUUGUAGCAGGUACUCUAAGAUKUUGCAUUGCAUGCUAUUAAUUUAUUCUAUCGUUGUAAUUUUCUUUAGCUUAUAAUUCUCUWACGAAAAGUUGCUUUAAUUUUUGGGCAAGUGAAAUCAAUCUGUUUUACUGCGCAGUAAGUUCGUUCUUUAGUUAAUAAAAUCACUUGAAAACGA